CCGACGAGCUCGCACGUACUCUCCACGCUCUUCUUUCGAUGCCCCGACCGCUCAACCCAGACGGCCGCAGGAUCCGCACCAUCAUCAUCUCUGCCCCGUUCCUCGUCGCGUCGUCUCUCCUCCUGUACAAGCGCCUCUACCUCGGCGAGGAGCAGCGGCAUCUCCCGCCGCGCCCGCCGCACAUGGCGACGGCCGUCCCGGCGCAGCAGCAGCGCGAGCUCAAAGGCGAUCUUGAGGGCGUGCCGGCAGACAUCGCGAGGCGCAUCAGGGACGCAGAGGAUGAGAGCAGGCGGUGACGGGUUCACUUCUCGACAGCUCUCGCUCCACGCACCUUAGUACUCCCACCCUCGCAUCUGCAACGACGUACCUCUCGCGCA
Messenger RNA from Rhodotorula graminis WP1, 377 nucleotides. RefSeq lists its product as uncharacterized. The transcript has 3 exons. Bases 39 to 296 code for a protein of 85 amino acids. The record is from RefSeq and is a predicted model, not a curated record. Lineage: Eukaryota; Fungi; Basidiomycota; Microbotryomycetes; Sporidiobolales; Sporidiobolaceae.